This is a messenger RNA of Phragmites australis (common reed), 872 nucleotides long. RefSeq names its product ubiquitin-NEDD8-like protein RUB1. The coding region runs from base 220 to 681 and encodes 153 amino acids. The record is from RefSeq and is a predicted model, not a curated record. Gene Ontology annotation, molecular function: protein tag activity; ubiquitin protein ligase binding. The transcript is spliced from 3 exons. Lineage: Eukaryota; Viridiplantae; Streptophyta; Magnoliopsida; Poales; Poaceae. Gene Ontology annotation, biological process: modification-dependent protein catabolic process; protein ubiquitination. Gene Ontology annotation, cellular component: cytoplasm; nucleus.
ACAAUCCAAUUCGAGGUCGAGACGGAGCAGUGGAGCACACCCGCGCCACCCUCCUGUAAAUCCGCCCAGCGCAAGUAGAAGCUCAAACGAAAAAACCCAUCGGGAUAAAAAGAUCCUUUUUCGAUUCUCCUUCCGCUUCAUUCUCACGCAGUUCGAGUUUUCGUCGCUCUCAAGUCCCUUGACCCCUGAGAGAGAGGAGGAGGAGGAGGAGGAGAGAAGAUGCAGAUCUUCGUGAAGACCCUGACGGGGAAGACUAUCACCCUCGAGGUCGAGAGCAGCGACACCAUCGACAACGUCAAGGCCAAAAUCCAGGACAAGGAAGGGAUUCCUCCAGAUCAACAGCGUUUGAUAUUUGCUGGCAAGCAGCUGGAGGAUGGACGCACGCUGGCUGACUACAACAUUCAAAAGGAGUCAACUCUUCACUUGGUCCUCAGGCUCAGGGGUGGCACUAUGAUCAAGGUUAAGACUCUCACUGGGAAAGAGAUUGAAAUUGACAUUGAACCCACUGACACGAUCGAUAGGAUCAAGGAGCGCGUCGAAGAGAAAGAAGGCAUUCCUCCUGUGCAGCAAAGGCUUAUCUAUGCUGGUAAGCAGCUUGCUGAUGACAAGACUGCAAAGGAAUACAACAUCGAAGGUGGCUCUGUCCUCCAUCUUGUCCUUGCUCUGAGGGGUGGUUACUAGUAAAGCCAAUGAACUAGUCAGGUAAAUCUGUUAUGAUGGUCUGAGUAAACCGAGACUUGGUGGCGUGGAACUUGCAAAGAGAUAAUAACAUACUAGCUUUGCGCCUUUGCCUAAUGGAAGGGGAUGUCUUCCAUGUUAUUAUCUUACAAGAUUUGACAAAAUUAUUCCAGAUUUAUCUGCCUCUGCUGUUA